Molecule: messenger RNA, 2004 nt
Organism: Phalacrocorax carbo (great cormorant)
Lineage: Eukaryota; Metazoa; Chordata; Aves; Suliformes; Phalacrocoracidae
Source: RefSeq, a predicted model, not a curated record
CGGCUGUAACGGCGGGUGCCGGAAAGCGAGUCGCGGGCGGCGCGACAGGCGGGAAGGUCCCCUCCCCGGGUGGCUGACCGGCCGGCCCCGAGCGAAGAUGGCGGCGGGGGAGGUGAAGUCGGUGCUCUUCGUGUGCCUGGGAAACAUUUGUCGCUCUCCAAUAGCUGAAGCAGUUUUUAGAAAACUUGUAACGGAUGAAAAAGUUGAAAAUAAGUGGAGGAUAGACAGUGCAGCGACAUCUGCUUAUGAAAUAGGAAGCCCUCCUGACUAUCGAGGACAGACUUGCAUGAAGAAGCAUGGCAUUACCAUGAAUCAUAUUGCCAGGCAGGUUACUAAAGAUGAUUUCCAGACCUUUGAUUAUAUACUGUGUAUGGAUGAGAGCAAUCUAAGAGAUCUGAAAAGGAAAAGCAACCAAGUUAAAGACUGCAAGGCCAAAAUUGAACUACUUGGAACUUAUGAUCCACAGAAACAACUUAUCAUUGAAGAUCCAUACUAUGGGAAUGAAAAGGACUUUGAAACUGUUUACGAGCAGUGUGUUAGAUGCUGUAAAGCAUUUUUGGAGAAGUCUCAUUAAUGCUUCAUGAUUUUAUUUCUAAAAGAAAAUAAUUAGCUUCUGAAAUAUGUUUUACUUGAUAUAUUUGAAGUGUAAAAUUAUGCCUCAGUAUGUUCAAAACGUGUUCAAUUUAAUUUUAUAUUUUUGCUUUUCUGUCAUCUAAUUAAAAAAUAUAGAAAAGUUUUAAUUGGAUUAGAUGAUCAACCAUUUUGUCACACGUCAAUGUAAUAAUAAAGUAUAUGAUUCAGAAUAAAUAUAUCUGUAAACUCUGGCAGUGCUUUCUCACAAGCACUGCAAGAGUAACGUCUUGCUUCUUUAUGUGCUGUACUAACUAAACUGAGCUCUUCUCUUUGUGCCCUUAGUGAGCUAACUUAGGGCAACUUGCAGUGGGAGUCUGCAAGAUAAUAGUUCAUGUAUGGUAACUUGGGCAUGUCAUCCUAGCAUCACUAGACAGCCUUUGCACUGACGCUGCUUUAUACUGAGCUUGCUAGCUGGAAAGAACUGCCUGCCCCCAGACAGACAUUGCUCUUAGCGCUAUUGCAAAGCUUAAGCAAGCAAAACCUCUGUGUGUGUCGCCAAGAUCCUAUGAAAAUGGGGUUUUAUAUCAGUUUAAAUGCUCAGUUAUUCAAAGAAAAAAUUAUUUUUGUUCUAGUAGAUUUUUAUACUAAUUAAGAUUAAUUCAGUUUGAAAUUAGUGAUUGAUGUUCUAGGACUAGCCAUAGAAGGCUAGUCUUCCUUUGCUCGUGUGGUCAAUUCCUAGCACACUGAUACAAGUACACGUAACAUAGCGUUUACUUUGAGGACAAGACAGGUCAGCUUAAAAGCCUAGAUGCGAGAUGUACGUUUUGUAUCUCGUAGUGCAUGGAUUUGAGUAUUUUACUACUAUCAUCAAUGUGAAAUUUGUCAUAAUCCCAGUUCCUAUGUGGGUGGCAGACAAUAUUUUCAGAUCUGCUUAGAAGGGAUAGCCUGUCAAAAGUGUUCUCUGAGAGUGUAGUUCAAUGUGAAGGUGGGCCAUCUGUAGUAGAAUGCCAAGUUAAAGGAAGGCCAGUAAGUAGAAAGUUCUGCUCUGGGAUAAAAUUGAAUGCUUUGUAAAAAUGCAUGUCCGUUUGAACGUCACCUUUCAUUUCUGCCUUAGAAGCGUAAAUGUACCGAGAUCGGUAAUGCAACGAUACCAUGAUAAUUAUCCUAUUUUGAAUAAUACCAACAUUGGUAUGAACUAGCAUUACCACAUUUUCUGUAAAACUGGAUCUGUAAAACUUCAUUUAUUUAGCCUUGGUUUUGCCUCUGCCUUCCAAACUAGUAGAGCAGCCUCUGUAUUUAUCAUUCACUCCCUUCUGGGAGAGGGACUCAUUUCGAUAGAGGAGCCUGUUAUUCCUGGGGAAUGUGAUCACUAAAGGAAAUACAAAAUACGUACUUCUCCCUUACUAAAUAAAGCCAUAUUCUAGGAUGGGA